CGUUUAUCGCCGUUACUCCCCGCCUCUCUGUUUUUUUACCCAGCCAACAUGUCAUUUCAAUACUUACUACGCAGUCUCGCCGGCACACGAGCUGUCCUGAAAUCCGCGCAUCCCACCACACCGUUCACUUGGCAGCCUGCCAGAUCAUUAGCUACCAGUACAAAUACCAUUAAGAAACCGCCGACGGCGGUGUUGUUGACCAAUAUGGGAGGUCCCGAGACACUCGACGAUGUCCAUGACUUUUUGCACAAUCUAUUCAGCGAUCGCGAUAUCAUGCAACUUCCGUGGCAAAAACAAUUAGCCAAAAUCAUUGCCAAAAGACGGUCUCCCAGCAUUCGUGAACAGUAUGCCGAAAUUGGUGGUGGAUCGCCUAUUUUACGCUGGACUCGUGCCCAAGGUCAGGCCAUGGAAAAACUCCUUGAUGAAAUCUCCCCUGAAACCGCGCCCCAUAAACAUUACAUUGCUUUUCGAUACGUGGAACCGUAUACGGACACCGCCUUGCAACAGAUGAAAGAAGAUGGAGUCAAGCGAGCCGUUGUAUUUACUCAGUAUCCUCAGUACUCUUGCUCAACCACUGGCAGCAGCUUAAACGAAUUGCAGCGUGGCAUUGACCGCGCUGGAUUGACAGAUCAAAUUCAAUGGAGUAUCAUUGAUCGUUGGCCUACCCAUCCAGGAUUCGUUGAAGCAAUGGCGGUGAAGAUCGAAAGAAAGCUCGCCGAGUACACAGCGGAGGAACGUCGAGAUGCUAUCAUCUUAUUUUCCGCGCAUUCGCUUCCAAUGCAGGUGGUGAAUCGAGGCGAUCCUUAUCCUGCUGAGGUUGCCGCCAGUGUGCAGCGUGUGAUGGAACGUUUAGGCAACCAGAAUGCCUAUCGAUUGGUAUGGCAAUCGCAAGUCGGGCCCAAGGCUUGGCUUGGUCCUCAAACGUCCGAUGCCCUUGAAGGAUAUGCCAAAGCCGGUAAGAAAAACAUUGUUGUCGUUCCCAUCGCUUUCACCAGCGACCACAUUGAAACGUUGUAUGAAUUGGAUCAUGAAUACGGAGCCGAAGCAAAAAAGGCGGGUGUUACGGGUUGGAAACGUGCCGAGGCAUUGAACGACGAUCCAGUAUUUGUCAAAGCAAUGGCUGAUAUCGUGAAAGAGCACCUUCAGAAAAACGAAUCGGCUUCCAAACAGUGGUACUUGCGAUGCCCUGGUUGCACCACUGACGCUUGUCAAACCACUCGCGAUUUCUUUCCCUAUAAGAUUUUAGAUAACAAAGCAUAGAGCCAUUAGAAAAAGCCCGCAUUUACAACCAAUCUCAUCUCCACAAUGGAUAUUCAUCAUUAUCACUUGAUUUAGUGGUCAACAGGCGAUACUGUUAUGAUAUGUUUACGUAAAGCGAUAAUUUUUAAUGACAUUUGAAUACACAAAAUUACAGAUACACAG
This is a messenger RNA of Radiomyces spectabilis, 1422 nucleotides long. RefSeq names its product ferrochelatase. The transcript has 6 exons. Gene Ontology annotation, molecular function: protoporphyrin ferrochelatase activity. Gene Ontology annotation, biological process: heme biosynthetic process. The record is from RefSeq and is a predicted model, not a curated record. The coding region runs from base 49 to 1260 and encodes 403 amino acids. NCBI's taxonomy places the organism in Eukaryota, Fungi, Mucoromycota, Mucoromycetes, Mucorales, Radiomycetaceae.